GCACAUCUGAGCCUAUUGUGAUUAUAACAAGUGGUAUCAGAGCCCCUUGGAGCUGUCUCGACCAUGCCUAGACCUGAGGAAGGGGGUGGCAGAGGUGCUGGAGGCAGAGAAGACGCCCAAGCACAAGGUCAACACCAAGAUCCACCCAUGGCUCCCGUGCAACCUAGCCUUGGCCCCUCUAGGGAUGAGCCUAGAGUGUUUGGCCUUGACAAGUUCAACGGUGACAACUUUGCUGAGUGGUCCUUCAAGAUGGAGAACAUCUUUGACCACUAUGAUCUGCUGGAGGUGAUGGAAGGAACGGAGAAGCGCCCCGAGAACGACCCGGAGAAGAGCCCGCGAACCGGUGGAGGACGGAGUGCAGAAAUUCUUCGACUUGUUGACACGGCUUGAAGGAGCUGACCUGAACUACAGUGACCUUCAAAAGAAGACCA
Closterium sp. NIES-67 is the source of this 431-nucleotide messenger RNA. Lineage: Eukaryota; Viridiplantae; Streptophyta; Zygnematophyceae; Desmidiales; Closteriaceae. The record is from the annotation of a GenBank genome assembly.